AUGGAUCGAGUCAUCAAAGCCGCGAGAGCCUCUAGUUCUCUCAACCUCUCUAAUAGCUCUCUUAGGCUCGUCCCCGAUGAGGUCUACAAAAGCGACAACGCCGUCGGCGAAGACGAGAAGUGGUGGGAGGCUGUGGAGCUACAAAAGCUGAUUCUAGCUCAUAAUGAAAUUGAGGUACUCAAAGAUGAGCUGAGGAAUUUGCAUAUGCUGAUUGUGCUCAAUGUCAGCCACAAUAAUCUCUCUAAGCUCCCGGCCGCAAUCGGAGAGCUUGCAAUGCUGAAGUCGCUAGACGUAUCAUUUAACUUGCUUGGGGAGCUGCCGGAGGAGAUUGGAUCGACAACUACUCUUGUCAAAAUUGAUUGUUCAAAUAAUCAGCUGAUGGACCUCCCGAGCUCGCUUGGAAGAUGCUCAGAUCUAUCAGAUUUCAAGAACAAAAUUUCAGCAAUCCCUGUUUCAAUUGCUGGUUGUUCUUCACUUGCGGAAGUCCACAUGGGGAAUGAUGCACUCUCUAUGUUACCUUCAGAGAUCAGGGCACUUUCUUCCCUUGGAACUCUAGAUCUCUACCCAGGAAGCACUCCGCUGCAUUUGUCGGCUAUAGGGGGAUCUCUGGAUUGCAUACGAGGAUUAUUGGCAUGGGGUGCAGAUCGUUCCCAAAGAGAUGCUUCGGGGAGAAUGCCAUAUAUAGUUGCUUUGAAACACAAGCACGGAGCUUGUGCAGCUAUGCUAAAUCUGUCAUCUGCUGCUCCUUGUUUGCCUCCGUUAAAGCCUGUUCUAACAAAGCUUUUGCCUCCUCAUUAA
This is a messenger RNA of Argentina anserina (silverweed cinquefoil), 798 nucleotides long. RefSeq names its product plant intracellular Ras-group-related LRR protein 6-like. Bases 1 to 798 code for a protein of 265 amino acids. Gene Ontology annotation, molecular function: protein binding. The record is from RefSeq and is a predicted model, not a curated record. The transcript is spliced from 3 exons. Lineage: Eukaryota; Viridiplantae; Streptophyta; Magnoliopsida; Rosales; Rosaceae.